Macroventuria anomochaeta is the source of this 1692-nucleotide messenger RNA. RefSeq lists its product as uncharacterized. The record is from RefSeq and is a predicted model, not a curated record. NCBI's taxonomy places the organism in Eukaryota, Fungi, Ascomycota, Dothideomycetes, Pleosporales, Didymellaceae. The transcript has 5 exons. Bases 1 to 1692 code for a protein of 563 amino acids. Gene Ontology annotation, biological process: amino acid transport; transmembrane transport. Gene Ontology annotation, cellular component: membrane.
AUGAUCACGAUUAGUGGGACUCUAGGAGUCGGUCUUUACGUACGCGGCGGUACAAUUCUGAGACUCGGUGGACCUGUCGCUGUGCUACUCUCGUUCGCCUUGCUCGGAGCCCUUGCCUGGGGUGUAAUGCAGUGCAUAGCAGAGAUGCUUUGUAUCUGGCCCAUCUCAGGAGCUCUGAACGUCUAUGUUGCUGAAUUUGUCGACGCUGAACUAGGUAUAGCUGUCGGUGUAGCAUACUGGUACACGUACGCAAUCUCUUUUGCAGCUCUCAUUGCAGCAAGCGCAGGUAUCGCAGAAUAUUGGCAAACACCUAAAGGGAUACAAGGUGGCGUAUUGUUCUUCCUGAUUCCUGCAGUGCUGGUUCUGAUCAAUGCUUUCGGUAUACGGCUGUACGGACUAGUCGAGGUUAUUGGUGGAACAUUGAAGCUGUCGUUCCUGGCGGUCAUCAUUGUCGCCAUGAUUGCCAUCAACCAGGGUGUUGGACCUGGACCAAACCUCGGCACUACGCUUUAUCCACCUACAGUCAUUGUUCAUGACGACGAUGCAACAAACAGCUGGGCUCAAGCUUUCUUUGUGAGUUUGUCGGUUGCUGCCUUCGCUUACGUCGGUGUCGAGAUCACAGCUGCGUCUGCGCUAGAAGCACGUGUGACGGAAGAACGAAACCCUGAGCAGCCACGUACAAUUGGUAGAACUGUGAAGUUCUCAGCCGUGUACAUACCUUUCUUAGCUGGCAUUGCGUAUGUUCUGGCGGGAGUUCUAGUCACACUCAACAUCUCGUGGAAAGACGAGAGGCUACCACGCAUGAGCUGGGUAACAGGCCCAGAAACAAAUCAAACAAAUAGCACGGUCGGGUCCACGAACUCGGCUUUUGUGCUCGUAGCCGAAGACAGUCGGAUCCCAGGACUAGCAGGGACGAUGAACAUUUUUCUGAUGUUCACUGCUCUCAGUUGCGCCAAUACGAACCUCUACGUCGCAUCUCGCACACUAUUCAGUUUGACUAGGGGUUUGGAUGGUGGCUCCAAAGAACCCAUAUACAAGCGCCUUCUCGCGUACUUUGGAAGAACCAACCGACGACAGGUGCCACUACGAGCCAUCAUUGCAUCUUGUAUAUUCGCAUGGAUCCCAUUCCUCUACCUGGCAAGUGAGCAUGGGCCUGAUACGAGCAUCGGCACAAUUUUGGACGUUCUUUCGGAGAUGGGCUCAAUCGGUGUCAUCAUAGUGUGGGCUUGUGAGUGCUGGGCAUACAUCCGAUUCCUCAAACCACUGACACUCUCCAGUGUCGAGAAGAUUAGGAACCGUGAAACCCUCCGCAAUAUCCCCUACAUACGACGCUGGAACCACGGAAGGAACGAUCUACCGGAUGACUUUCCCUAUCGCAGCCAUGGCCAGCCGAUCACGGCAUACGCCUCUCUGUUGGCGUGCCUAAUGAUCUUGUUCGUUGCCAAUGGAGCAUCGUUAUGGAAGCAAUUUCGCAUACAGCAAUUCCUCGCUGCGUAUCUCGCGCCUAUCUGCUUCCUGCUGCUAUGGCUCUUGUUGAAGGUUUUACGAAAAGGCCAGUGGCGCCUGGUAGACUUGUCGAAUGGAGAAGAGUUGGCAAGCAAACUCAAGGGUCUACACGAGAUUCGCUGGCGCAGUACUGGUAAUUCGGAUGCAGGACGACCUGGCAUUCAAAAUCUCUGGGGGCUUCUUUGA